This is a messenger RNA of Ostrea edulis (European flat oyster), 6627 nucleotides long. Its product is annotated as potassium voltage-gated channel protein Shal-like. Lineage: Eukaryota; Metazoa; Mollusca; Bivalvia; Ostreida; Ostreidae. Gene Ontology annotation, molecular function: protein binding; A-type (transient outward) potassium channel activity. Bases 1103 to 3025 code for a protein of 640 amino acids. The record is from RefSeq and is a predicted model, not a curated record. Gene Ontology annotation, biological process: potassium ion transmembrane transport; protein homooligomerization. The transcript is spliced from 5 exons. Gene Ontology annotation, cellular component: voltage-gated potassium channel complex; membrane.
AAUAUAGAUCCAGCGAAUGUUCGAAGGGAAAUCGACACGAAGCGAAAUCAAUAGACACGGAAAACAAUUUGCUUUAUUGAAUACUUGGUCUAUUCAAUUUAAAAAUGUGCGAAUCUUGCAGCUGACUCGGAGCAUCGGCCCGGUAUAGUAUGUAUGUAUCUAUCUGAAACUUUGUCGAUAAACAGUAGGUGAACUAGCGAUGUUAUAUUUGAUCUCUCUCCUUAAUAUUUAAUCACAGUAGAAGAUUUCGCCCCGCUGAGACCCCUAUUCACGGCAAUAUUUUUCAACAUCAUGGGCCUGUCCGGUGGAUUCUUAUGUACAGUUCUGUGCCUUUUUUGAAAUAUUGAUUGGGAAGCGAAAUGUUCCGUAGCAAGCGAAUAAUAAAUAAUAGUGGAAAAAAAUCAAUGGUUUAUAUCACUCCGGUAUACACUACCAACAAGCUCAGCGUUCUAGCAUAAUUAUCUAAAAAUUCUUUGUUUCUGUUCGAUUCCCUGUGCCAAAUGUACCCAAGUGCAAAAUAAAGGGGUUUCCAUAAAAGUUGGAUGUACCAGGCUGGGUUAACUCCCCUUCCCUGAAGAUGAACUAAUUGUGUCUACCCCGCCUGAUUGUGAGCGAUAUAUCGAUCGCCUGUCUGUACAGCACAGCGUUGUUCCGUAUGUUGUAACGAGAGGCAGAAACUACACAACAGAAUUUUCUAUUGUAUGCAGAGCGAAGGCACACAGCGAUGGAGGCGAAAUCCCCUCCUUGUCCUUUCAGCACGGAAUAACUUGGGAGUCCCCAGUCGUCUGGGAGGCCAUAAAAAAUACGUUGAUCAUUCAGGAUAUUUACAUGUAAAUCGGAGUGAUUGAGAGAAAUACUCAUUGAAUGUGGGGUAUGGAUAAUGCGACCGUGAAAUGUAAACCUACGCGGGUUGAUCGGAGUGUCUAAUCUGUGUCAUGGCUUUACGGGUCUGGAGCUAAAGAUGGUAAGGUUGGCGUGCUUUAUAUUAUUCCCAGAUAGGGUCAUUUUAUGCAUGACCUCUACGAAUACAAUAACAAAUUAAAAAUCCAAAAUUGUUUUCAUUCCGCAAUUUGAGUCUUUAUCAUCGAGCAAGGGGAACGUGAUGGCGUCAGUUGCAGCGUGGCUGCCUUUUGCCCGGGCGUCGGCGAUCGGAUGGGUGCCUGUCGCCUCCAAUCCCCUCCCUCCUCCCAUGGUCCGCCAGGAAGACAGACGAGGGGAUGAGAAAAUUACGAUAAAUGUCAGCGGGAGGGUUUUUGAAGUAUGGAGGACUACACUAGAAAAAUACCCCGACACCCUUUUAGGCUCUAACGAAAAAGAAUUCUUCUAUGAUGAGGAAUGCAAAGAUUAUUUCUUUGACAGGGAUCCCGAACUUUUCCGGCAUAUUCUGAACUACUACCGAACAGGAAAAUUACAUUAUCCUAAACAUGAAUGUUUGGCGGCUUAUGACGAGGAACUGGCAUUCUUUGGGAUUCUCCCCGAUCUUAUAGGAGACUGUUGCUAUGAAGAUUAUCGCGACCGAAAACGCGAAAAUCAGGAACGACUUAUUGACGACAAGAACUCUGAAAAUGGUCACUUAGAACCUGUGGCUAAUCUCAGGGAACGGAUGUGGAGAUGGUUCGAAAAUCCACACAUUGGGACCGCUGCCCUGGUCUUCUAUUACGUCACGGGCUUUUUUAUAGCCAUUUCUGUGAUGGCCAAUGUUAUAGAAACUUUACCUUGUGGGAAAAUUCCUGGCACCCUCGAAACUCUCGCGUGUGGGGAACAAUAUGAAUUAGCAUUUUUCUGUUUAGAUACUGCCUGUGUAAUGAUCUUCACAGCCGAAUAUUUACUUCGCCUUUAUGCAGCACCCGACAGGUGUAAAUUUAUGCGUAGCGUCAUGAGCGUCAUUGACGUUGUGGCUAUUCUUCCGUAUUAUAUAGGACUCGUCAUGACUGAGAAUGAUGACGUCAGUGGCGCUUUCGUCACGCUUCGAGUAUUUCGUGUAUUUAGGAUCUUCAAAUUUUCCCGCCACUCGCAAGGUUUACGAAUUCUGGGAUAUACUCUAAAGAGUUGUGCAAGUGAGCUGGGCUUUCUUCUAUUUUCACUUACCAUGGCUGUAAUCAUUUUUGCUACAGUUAUGUUUUACGCCGAACGAAAUGUGGUCGACACGAAAUUCAUAAGUAUUCCCGAGGCAUUCUGGUAUACCAUCGUAACCAUGACAACACUAGGUUAUGGUGAUAUGGUGCCAAACACUAUUACCGGAAAAAUUGUUGGUGGUUUGUGUUCCCUAAGUGGAGUUUUAGUCAUCGCACUUCCUGUUCCUGUUAUAGUGUCCAACUUCAGUAGGAUAUAUCACCAAAACCAAAGAGCCGACAAACGAAAAGCACAAAAGAAAGCGAGAAUUGCGCGUAUUCGAAUGGCCAAGAACGCUAGUGGCGCCGCCUUUAUCAGCAGCAAAAAGCGGGCGGAAGAGGCAAUUCGGGCACGUGAAAGUGGUCUAGAAGUGGAUGACAUUAAAAACCAGGACACAUUAGAAAUGCAGCACCACCAUUUACUUAGCUGCCUCGAGAAGACUACAGACCGAGAAUUUGUGGAGUUGGACAUGGCGUACAAUGGGGCUCCCAACAAACCGUCCGAGACGCCCCCUCCCUCCCCGGACCCAUCUCUGACGUCACUAGACCGACGGAAAGGCACAGGGUGCUGCGGUCGUAGGUUUUCUCCACAUCGAAGAUUUCUCGUAAAGCGACGAAAUACCGACUCUGAUCAGGAUGACCUGAACGAUAUUCAAAUUCGACUUCCAACAAUAAAUCGAUCCUCGAGAUCCAACUUGAACGCCGUCAGCGGCGGGACAGCAACAUCUAACAGCAAAUCCAACAAUCUCACUGUCACCACCGCCAUCGUCACGCCACCCACUCCUAGCACCACCCCGGAGACCGAGUCCCUUCUGACGCAUCCUGAUCAACCCCCGCCUCCUUACCCCCAGGCAUCAUCACGGAGUCACCAAACUUCACAAAACGCAGGAGAUGUGAAAAUAUCCUCAUUGUGAUAAUGGAUCGGCCAUUAGUUGUCUUUGCAUUUCACCAAGAACUUAGUCAAAUACAGACGUUUGUCUCUCGCAUAUGUGCUGCAAUAAUAUUGAAAAUGAUAUUUGAUUGGGAAAUCGUGUGAGAAUUUUUACCUCAAUGUUUAAAGACUGAAUAGUAAAAAAAAAAAAAGAAUAGAGGAUGAGCUUAAAUCAAAAUCUUGAUGCGAUGACUAAAAAAAAAAAUCAAACACGAGAAACGACGUGAAAUAUUUGCUACAAAUUUUGCCCAAUUAUUUCCAUAUAAUGUAUCCAUGGAAACAAUGCACUGACCACGACGGAAUGUUUAAUCAGUGUGAUUUUUUCACUAUAUGGUCACGUGAUUCUUUUUCCUGCGAAGGAAUAUAAUAAGAGGACAUUAUGUCACGUGAUACUUUCCAGAACGAUUAUUGUUUUGUUUUUUUAAAUAUAUGUCUUUUAGAAAACAUUGCUCACGUAAACUGUUACGUCUAAGUGUGUAGAAUUUGCAUUUUUGUAUUUGGAUCAGAUCGCACAUUUUGUCGUCUCAUCCCGUCCCGUUCAAAGCGAGAUAACUCCAUUUUAUACUCUCUCUAUGUGUGGCCGGCAUUGACUCAGAACACAUCCUGCUAUGCCUCGCAUAACGAGUGGUAUAUAUUAUAUACAUAGAGACAAAACAUUCCUACCUUGAUAUGUUAUUGAUAUAAUUGUUCCGUCAAUCAACCCAAACACAAAACACAUUGGAUACUAAAAGACACGUUACACUCGAAAUAAUUACAUGAGUGGGUUUGGGGAAUAUUUUGAUUGCAAGCAAUACGGUACAUAAAUACAGGAAAUUUGAGAUGUUUCAACAUUGAUUUUUCUUUCAAUGUCCUGUAUAUUUGUGUAUAUGCAUCUUGUGAUUUUUGUAUUUUCCUAAAAACAUUUUUAUCCAAACUUUCAUACUAAAAUCUGGUGUUGAUUCACUGAAUAUUCAUCAAGUUCAUUUGUUUAUAGAUUUUGUAAAACAUGUAACCUGAAACAGUCAUAGAACUAGGUUGAGGUAAUAUUUCAAAUAAUAGCUUCCGCAUUCUACUCAACAAAUUAAAUUUAGAACUAUUUUAACUUAGUGAUUUGGUUACAAGACUAUUCAGACCAUUCAUUAUUUAAAGAAAAAAACCAUCAUGUACAUGACAUCGUAAUAUUCCUUACCAGCGCAGUAAAACCUUUUUGAUAGCUUGCAUUAAACAUCGAGGUCUCCUCUUUUGGGAGAUAGAAACUACUCAUAAACAACCUGGCGACAUCGAUCGCCGAGGGUCUGCUCAUGCGUUAGAAAACAGGCAACACGACCAAUGGUUUCAUGAUAGCAUUGUAGCAUUACAAACGAUGUAUGGAAAACAACAAUACGUUGUAAACAUGGCAUUUACAUUCAAAACUGUUCAUCGGAUAGUUUCAUUUUACCAUAAUUCUUCUCACUUGUAGAUAUUCGUAAUCAAUAUUUCAAGAGUACUUUUUUAUGUUCAAUAAUAGGGCUAAAGUGACACUUUUCUAGAGAGGCUACUAUAAGUAUUAAUUGAUUACAAGGACAAAGUAAGUAGUUCCAGAAAAAAAACACAACCAACAACAGAGAGUAUGUUUUGCGCUGUAUUGUGCGAUUCACCUGACGUGAUUGGGCGGAUAUGACCUUUGACUUUGUCUCGUACGUUACCCCGUGGGGAUUGGUAGAAAGGUUGCUAAAAAUAACUAUUCGUAUGAUCAAUUGUAAAUAAGAUAUGUCUUUAUGUUCUCAGGUGCGUUUUAGUAUAUUGCUCCAAUUAUGUAACACUUUAAUGUAUUUGUAAAAAGGUACAGUUUAUCAUUUAUCUGCACUGAUUAUCAAUCUAUCUUUUAACGUCAUCAAACUUUCGUAACUGAAGGUUAGAAACGUGUGUAUUUCAAAUUGAAAAGCGUUAAAGCAAACACAGUAUCUUUUAUAGAAUUACAAUACCAUUAAAAGAUAAAAGUUGAGCAAAUCGAUGAAAAUUUUUCCAACCGUUUUUCAUAGCCAUCGACGCCCACUCUAAUACACCGUAUUAAGAUUUAUUUAUUUUUUUUUGUAAAAGGAUGUAAUUAAUCAUACAUGUUAGCAUAGUUGUGGGUGAUGCGUGUGCCCAAUAUUUUGUCAAGCUAAAAAACUUGGAAAAUGUGUAUCAUUUAAUGAUUUUCAAAAGUGCAGGUAUGGCGUCAUACUCGAUGUCAAAGAGAUUCAGUUAGAUGUGCGGUCUCCCACUACGGAGAUAUCCUACUGUAAAAAAAAAAAGGGUUCAAUUUUAGAAUUGAUAUUUCCUUUUCGAGAAUAUCUUUAAAAAUGGUUAAAUAUAUACUUGUUCUCACUGACUUCUAAUGAUAAAGUAGAAAGUGGAUUAAUGCAGAUUUGGUUUUGCAUAUGUAUUUUUCUAAUUUUCAUUUACAGCCAAUGAAAAGAUAACUCUAAAUUGAUUUACUUCUUUUUAUUUGCUUUUUUAGGGGGGGGGGGGGGGGGGAAAUUAAUUAAUAGUUUCUCAGGCCAAACAUUUCAAAUUUUGAUGAGGCAGGCAGAUAUUUUUUUUUUACUUGACUGUAGCAUGAGUUAUCUUUCCUUUCUCAUAUAUAGAAUAAGCAAUGAAAUAUGGAAUGUUUAUUUUUAUGAAAAAUAGCUUCACGUAACUUACUAUAAAAAUGUAUUUUAUAAUUCUUAAACAUUUGCACAUAAUUAAGUUUGCAUUCAAUAAUAAUUUGAAUUAAAGAUACUUUCAAUCUUGUUAAACCCUUCUAAAAGUUUGACAUGGGUAUCUAUAACAAGAGUUACUUUAAUAAAUAUUAAUUGAAAACAAAUAAGUUCAACGGAUGCGACGGGGCCUGAGAAGCUAAUGAGUAAAUUUGUUUGCCUUAAUUUCUCUCUUCUGUGUUGUUGUGGUAGAUCGUGUAAAUGAAAUUCAUGUUCUUCCGCCCAGUCUGAUCACUUGGAUAAGACAAUACAUGUAUAACCAAAUGACAUUAAGUAGGGAUACAGACAGCUUAAGGACAAGCUGUUAGAAUUUCACUCAGUAAUCUAAACAUAUAGAUGGUAUAUGGCACUUUUGUAUAAAUAGUUCUCACAGAGCAAGUGUACAUAAAUUAGCUCCCUUUACACUCACCGGCCCUUUUGUUUCCCCUCGAACGGGUUGUGUUCAUUGUGCUGGAAACCACUCACGUUAAUGUAACUUUUAUGACUGGGUGAAUGUGAUUGUUGGAUAUUUUGAAAUUAUUUGUGCAAUUCAUCCGUCAACAGUACAUGUUUUACAGAAUUAAAAAAAAAUAUAUAUACCCAUAUUGCGGGUGUAUCACUCCGCCCUAGUUUUGAAUGCGAACUAUUUGAUCCUUGUGUGUGACCGAAUGGAUGUGAUUAGCCUUUUGUGCAGUAAUGUUUCUCUCAUUUUGAGGAGCGGAUCUACACAAACAGGGAUGUGGUGUUGAGUGAUUCACGUUGUUAUUCUCUGCUUAGAAGGACAAGACACCUACCUUUGACCCGUGUGUGCAUUGAUCCGUAACUCGGGGUUAUAGCGUAGGUUAGGACGGGAAAACCCGUUGUUACUGUUUUAUUACUACAAUAAAUUCCCAUUACAAUCUUA